UUGUCAUUCCAUGCGUCAUUCACUCGUUCAACGUCGUGCUAUUGUUCCAUGGCGCCUUUUAUUUUUUAUAAUUAAAAUGUGUGCAUUAUAGCAUUAACUCUUAGAGAUUCUAAAUAUAAUUUCUUUUAAUCAGUUUUACAAAACGGUAGUGAUUUCAUACCAUAAUAGCCGGUAUCUGAGAACCAGCUGUUUUCUUCUGUAUAUAGGUUAUGUUAGUGAAUCCAUAUUUUUCGAUUAAAAUUAAUUUAUAAUGAGCGAGUCGGGUUUGAGUAAUAAUAGAAAAGUGGUAGCGAUACCAUGGCCAAUAGUGAAGAAGAAAGUGGAGUGUGCGGGCGCGCCGUUCCUCAGAUAUUAUAGCAUAAAAUGUCACGGCGAUGAUGCGUUGCUCAGCACGUCUAAAGCAAACGAAAAGGCCGAGGAGGUGAUCUUCGACGAUGACGUGGAGUACCUGCGGAGCUUGGACCCCAAGGAUUGGAAGAUGCAGGAUCACUACGCGGUGCUGGGCAUGAAGAACCUCCGUUACAAAGCCACUGACGACGACAUCAAGCGCGCGUACCGACAGAAAGUGUUGAAACACCACCCGGACAAGCGCAAGGCACAGGGCGAGGAGGUGAGGAGCGACGACGACUACUUCACGUGCAUCACUAAGGCCUACGAGACCCUCGGCACGCCGUCCAAACGCAGAUCUUAUGACUCCGUAGACCACACCAUAGACGACAGCAUACCCACACCGGCGGAGAUUAAAAAGGACGGAUUUUACAAAGCAUUUGCCAUGCUUGAAUCAAAUGCUAGGUUGGGAAAGAGAAAUGUCCCAUUCCUAGGUGAUGAAAACAGCUCCAGGGAACAUGUGGAGAGGUUCUAUGCGUUCUGGUACGAGUUUGAGUCGUGGCGUGAGUUCUCUUACCUUGACGAGGAGGAGAAGGAGAAGGGAGCAGACCGGGAGGAACGGAGAUGGAUAGAGAAGCAAAAUAAAGCCGCCCGCGCCAAGCUAAAGAAAGAGGAGAUGGCUAGGAUACGCAGCCUGGUGGAUCUCGCGUACGCUCACGAUCCCAGACUGCAACGUUUCAAGCAGGAGGGACAAGGACAAAAAGUUAGCAGCAAAAGAGCAAGACAGGAUGCAGUCCAAGCCAAGAAAGCUGAAGAAGAGCGUCUCAUUAAAGAAGCGCAGCUCGCUAAACAGAAAGCGGAGGAGGCGGAGAAGGCGCGUCUAGAGGCAGCCAGAGCAGAGCGAGAACAACAGAAGAAGAACCUCAGGAAGGAGCGGAAAGCACUCAGAGACCUAUGCAAAUCCAAUAACUAUUAUGCAGAAAGUGAAGAUGAAACUGUUGCUAAUAUGGCCGCCGUUGAAAAAAUAUGUGAACUAUUAAAAGUUAAUGAACUCCAAGAUUUUAUGAAAGAUUUAGAAUCAAAUGGGAAAGAAGCAUUCCUCAGAAUAGUUAAAGAAACAGAAGACAAACUUGAAGCUGAAAGAAAAGCUAUGUUUGAGACCAAGAAAGCUGAGGAACAAAAAGCAAAGAAGGAUUCAGCUGUGAAAGCCCCUAUUGAGUGGACAGUGGAGUUAACACAAUUGCUCAUCAAAGCCGUAAAUCUAUUCCCUGCUGGUACAAAUCAAAGGUGGGAAGUGGUAGCGAAUUUCCUGAACCAGCAUGGUGUUUUCACAGAUGAAAAACGAUUCACAGCAAAAGAUGUGUUGAAUAAAGCAAAAGAUUUGCAAAGUUCAGACUUCUCCAAGAGCAAUCUGAAGAAGGCAGCAAAUGAGGAAGCUUUCGAUAUGUUUGAGAAAGAAAAGAAAAAGGUCACUAAUCACGUCGAUGACAGCGGUAUAUCAAAAAGCGAUCCCGUCAAAUUGGUUAACGGUGUUUCAAACUCAAAAGCUGCUGACGACAACAAGCCUGAGGAUAGAGCGUGGACCAAAACUGAGCAAGAGUUACUCGAGCAGGCGAUCAAGACGUUCCCAGUAAACACUCCCGAGAGAUGGGAGAAGAUUGCUGACUGCCUCCCAAACCGUACCAAAAAAGACUGCAUGAAGAGAUACAAGGAGCUCGUGGAACUGGUGAAGGCGAAGAAACAGGCGGCGAACCUCGCCAAAUAGCACCGACAAACAAUUAGAUAUGUAACAAAUUGUUAACUAAAUUACACGAUUAUACAUAAUUGACACGGUAUUAUGCCUUUAUGUAAAAUAAAAAAUGAAUUUGAA
Messenger RNA from Manduca sexta (tobacco hornworm), 2197 nucleotides. Its product is annotated as dnaJ homolog subfamily C member 2. Lineage: Eukaryota; Metazoa; Arthropoda; Insecta; Lepidoptera; Sphingidae. Gene Ontology annotation, molecular function: ribosome binding; Hsp70 protein binding. The record is from RefSeq and is a predicted model, not a curated record. Gene Ontology annotation, biological process: regulation of translational fidelity; 'de novo' cotranslational protein folding. Gene Ontology annotation, cellular component: cytosol.